AUGGAGCCGCUGGAGAGCGCGGCGGACAUUGUCCAUCCUGAAGUUCGAGCCCAUAUUGGCAGCCUGGUGUCUGCGCUCGGUGGCACAAGUGCGGAAGACGAUGGCAAUUAUCAGCUCGGUGACGAUGCGCUCGAAGUUUUGCGUGAUCUGAAGCGCUGGAUUCGAUUCUACGACGAGAAAACCAACCGAAUGGAUGUCGCACGGUGUAUUUACGAGGCGAACCUCAUUGAGGGAGACCUACUCCCAAUUCUCAGGACUUGGCCUGAGAACGCAAUGGACAACAAGUUUCGGUCAAGAAUCGCACUGGCUUGCUUCGAGCUGAUGGUUCCAUUGACUUGGCCAAUAGAUUGGGAUAAGGAGCGCAUGACGGUAAACCAUCACAGGCAUCUGCCCGUUUUGGAGCUUGCACAGGUCCAGUACAAGAGGGCAAUCAUCAACUUUGACGGCGCUCGUAUCUUACAUGCUGCUGUCAGAGCAGCACUGCCGGCCAUGGCGCUUCCUAUUGGCGACCGAACAGCAAGGGACCAGGGCAUCAUCAAGCUUGUUCUGUUCUUUCUCCGGAACAUGGCCUCGAUUACGCCGCCUCCCAACGGCAAAUACAAAGGCGAUGAAUCCCAAGUCUCCCGGUCGGCUAUCAUCGAUGCAUUCUCAUACCAAGAUAUUUUCCAUGUACUGCUCAUGCUCUCGUCAAAUAUGGGUGAGGACUUCCGAACCGAAGACACGACUGUUAUGGAAAUCAUAUACCACCUAGUCAAGCGUGUUGACUCCGAAAAGCUUUUUAUGAAUGAGCAGCAGCUGAACAAGGCCAAGGCUACCGAGUUAUCGGCCUUGAUGAAUAAAGAAUCAGCCAUGCUACAGUCGCAUAACCGUAAAGGAGCCACCCGCCAUAAUCGAUUUGGAACCAUGAUCUGGGUUAAACGAGAUGGUGGUAAAAUGUCAUCCAUAUCAGGACAGGAUGCGCUGGCGGACUCCUCGAUCCGCAACCAGAAGAUGGACGAAAUCAAGAAGUUCAAGCCUCCACGGCGAGGGCGAAAAGACAACCAAAAUGAGAGGGAUCUUGGCCCUCCUGUCAAGCUCAACGCUCGUGCCAACGACCAGCUGCGCAAAUUCGUUAAUGAGUUUCUUGACUCUGGCUUCAAUCCGCUAUUCCAACAUAUUCGCAAGACCAUUGAUCGAGAAGCGCCGCACUUGCUUCAGUAUCACCGCCGGCAAUUCUUUUACCUGGUUGCUUGGUUUCUGGAAGCAGAGCGGGUUCGUCGAAAGGCCAAGAAGCCCAACAGCCAGGAGUCUGCAGACAUUAGCAGUUUUCAAUUGGUUGCCGGUGUGCUGAAUCAGGAAAUGUUCAUCACGUUGAGUCGGGCAUUACAGGAGAGCUAUGACAUGAAGGAUUGGACAGAGUUAACUGCGGUGAUGCGAUGCUUUACCCAGAUUCUGUUAACAGUUCAGGAGAUGGCCGAGUCGGCGAACGAGGAUGAUCAGCAAAUUGCAGAAAACGUUUUGAGCCGACUCUUUUACGAAGAGUCGGCACAUGAUGCCAUUGCCAAUAUCAUUAGGACGUAUAAGGACCAAGGAUUUGACUAUCUAGAUGCCUCUACGGAACUUGUUCACCACUUUUUACGAAUUCUAGAGUCGUAUUCGAAGCAGAAUGUGGACAUGCAAGUCCGUUCAAGGAAGCGGACACGCAGGAAGAAGAAACAGGCGGCCAAGGAAGGCGGCGAUGAAGAGGAAGCGGUGCUGGAUGAUUCAGCCGACGACGAGGACGCAGCUGAGCGCACAUCCAAAGAACGCAAGUUUGAUUUCCAUAAAUUUUCUGCUCGAUUUACACCCCAAGGCGUCGUCGACACCUUUAUCCGGUUCACAAAGUACUACCGAGACUUGACAGACACGCAGUUGAAGCGUGCUCAUCGAUACUUUUACCGCCUGGCCUUCAAGCAAGAUAUGAGCGUCAUGCUCUUCCGUGUUGACAUUAUUCAUCUGUUGUAUAACAUGAUCAAGGGGCCCAAUGCGCUGGAAAAAUCAUCCAGCAUGUUCAAGGACUGGGAGGAGCUUGUGAAGCAGAUUCUGCGUAAAUGUACCAAAAAGAUACAAGAACGACCGGAACUCAUCAUCGAGAUGCUCUUCAGCAAGCUCCAGAGCACUGCAUUCUUCUUGGAGUACGGACAUGAGAGACAGACGACAAGCAAGAGCCAACCGAAACCCGCGGCCGAACUGGAGUUCAAGCACACGGAAGAGCGGGACCAACAAGUUGCCAUUGCAGUAGGUGCGUUGUUGGACAAGAACGGCACCGAGCAUAUCAGUUGGGUAAGACAGGUGUUGUCAGACGCUGAGUCUGAACGUCGGGCAUGGUCUGCCGCCGCGGAUGCUAAACGCGACGCUGAGGCCCUGUUUCAAGAUGAUCCCGUUAUCACAGACACGGAGCCAAAGACGCCUCCUGUAUUCUCCGUCAAACCAGACGGCACCGAACGCCGCACAGCCAUGUUCAAGAACGCACACCUCCGUCUCCUCAUGAAGCUCUCCGGCAUGAAACUUAUGGGGCCAGCAUCUGAAGAAACCCCAGAGAGCAUAUGGAUCAUCCCCGAAACCAUAUCAGCCGACCAGCUCAAAGACACCAUCCACUUCAUCAACCAAGCAGAGUUCAGCCCGCCCACCUUUGAAGACGGCUUCCUGGCAGAACACCAACUGAAGCGCAAGGCAGCACCCAAAAAGAAGGCUGCGUUCGACGACGAUGAGGAUGCCGACGACGACGGCUUCCUUGACGACGAGAUGCUCUUCCCCGCCGGGGGGCCAACGGCCCGCAAAGUCGUCGACGAAAAGAAGAAGCCCAAGAAGAACCGGAGACGCCGCACGGCGAGCAAGCGGGGGGAAUUGGACGACUCUGUUGUCGAGGAAAAGGCCCGCAAGCGCCGGGAGAAGGAGCUUGAAAAGGCGCGUAAGAUCAAAUCAGCACUGUAUGUGCGUGAUGGCGACGAUGAGUUUGACUCGGACGAGGAUGAGGCCUUCUUUGCACGGGAGCGCGAGAUUGCGGCCCGUGCGAAGAAGGCGGCCGAGACGGCGCGCGAGCCGAUUUUACCGCCCAAGAAGAGAAAGUCGACGGCGAUGUCGGACAUCAGUGACGAGGAGGAGGAGGACGAUCUGAGUUUUGCAAGGAGGGUACUGAGUAGUCAGGAGGGUAGGGAAAGCGAUACGGAUGAUACGCCUGUUGAUUUGAGUGACGGUGAGGCGAGGAAGAGAAGAAAAGUCGGUGUAGAGGACCAUGAUGGCGAUGGCGACGCCAACAUGGAUGUUGACAUAAUAAGCAAGAUGACGGAAAUGCAGGACGACGAUGGAGAGGAGACAACACAAGUUGUGGUCACCAGGAGACCCAGGGUACGCGGUGGAUUUGUCAUGGACAGUGACGAUGAUGAGUAG
Molecule: messenger RNA, 3408 nt
Organism: Metarhizium acridum CQMa 102
Lineage: Eukaryota; Fungi; Ascomycota; Sordariomycetes; Hypocreales; Clavicipitaceae
Product: Topoisomerase 1-associated factor 1
Biological process (GO): DNA replication checkpoint signaling; DNA repair; replication fork arrest
Cellular component (GO): replication fork protection complex
Molecular function (GO): DNA binding
Source: RefSeq, a predicted model, not a curated record